Molecule: messenger RNA, 762 nt
Organism: Penicillium oxalicum
Lineage: Eukaryota; Fungi; Ascomycota; Eurotiomycetes; Eurotiales; Aspergillaceae
Product: Hsp20/alpha crystallin family protein
Exons: 1
Coding region: 1-762 (253 amino acids)
Source: RefSeq, a predicted model, not a curated record
AUGAUAAUCCAAGCUCCAAACCGGAAUUAUCCUUGCUGGGGCUUCCCUCAGCCAUCAUCGUCCCCUCGUCUUAACCCAUCUCCAUGGGCCUACCACUUUCAACCGGGCCCGAACCAAGUCGGUCGCCCGGGCCACCCCUACCCAUCACCGGGGGCGGCGCAACCCGGCGACGAGCCCAACGAACCCACUGCUCCACGCAAGCCAUACGCCUACCCCGGGCCCGCCAGAGGACACCCACCAUACACUUUGCCAAUCGCGCCCGAGGGACAAGCCCCAUACCCGUUCCCGGGCUAUACGCAUCAGCCCCACGCUUACCCAGGCCCCGCCGGCCGCAAGCCUUACCCUUCACCCUGGGGCGACGAAGACGCCGAGAGACCCGAGCCGUUCCCGCGCCCGUACCCAUUUCCCGAGUUCCAGCAGAGCGCGAAGGGUGGGGGUGCCCGUGGCGGCUUCGAAGCACCACAUUCCUGGGCGUGCCCCUACUCCUACCACACUCACCACACACCCUACACCUUUCCCGGUACCACAUGUGUGCAAGAUAAUCCGAACGUGGACGUGGAUGUGGAUGCGUUCGACACUGGCGAGGCUGUCGUGAUUCAUGUGAAUCUGUCCGGCGCGAAGAAAGAGGAUCUCUCGGUCCAAGAGGACUCCAAGGUCUCCGGGACGAAGGUGAAGGGUGAGGCAAUUUCGGCGAAGUGGAAGGAUGGGGUGCUUGUUAUUGAAGUGUCCAAGACCAAGAAGGAUGAUGGGGAAGCUGAGUGA